AUGAAGCAAGAUGAAGUUAACCCUGUUAAAGAUAUGAUCUUUGGAGCGAUCUCCGGUGUUAUAGGUAAAACGAUUGAAUUCCCCUUUGAUACCAUCAAGGUGAGAUUACAGUCAUCUUUAGUACCGAUAUCGACUUUUCAAAUGAUCAAAGCAACCUAUAAUGAAGGUAUUAUUAAAGGAUUCUAUCAAGGUUUGAAAGCACCUUUGAUUGGUGCAUGUUUAGAGAAUGCCAUUCUAUUUUCAAGUUAUAACAGUUGCUUGGAGAUGUUCAAAACUGUAGAUAGAGAUAUUGGUUUGAGACAUAAAGCCUUAAGUGGAGCAUUUGCAGGAUUUUCAGUUUCGUUCAUUUUGACUCCCAUUGAAUUGGUUAAAUGUCAAUUACAAGUAAGUAACUUAGCUACUCCUGGAAGCGUUAAAAAAGUUGGUGAAUCGGCCACUACUUCGACUAAGAAUAUCUAUUCAUCAAUGAUAUGGAAAAUAUAUCAGAAAGAUGGAGUUUCAGGUUUCUGGAAAGGUUUGUCGCCAACUUUACUACGUGAAACCAUUGGUACCAUGAUCUGGUUCACUACAUAUGAAGUUCUAUCAGAAUAUCUUGAUAAAAAACGACCCAGUGAAUUGAAUUCUUUGGUAAGUGGUGCAUUAGCUGGAUUGACAUUCAACUUAUCCAUGUUCCCAGUGGACACCAUCAAAUCUAACAUUCAAACUAAUGAUAUCUUGGAUCAUGGAACCACAAAUUCUUUUGAAAUCGCUCGUAAAAUUGGGAUCAGAGGAUUAUACAGUGGAUUGACCAUAACCUUGAUCCGUAGUUUACCUGCCAAUGCCAUGAUUUUUUACAGUUACGAACUUUUAAAGAAGAACUUAUGA
Molecule: messenger RNA, 864 nt
Organism: Yamadazyma jaroonii
Lineage: Eukaryota; Fungi; Ascomycota; Pichiomycetes; Serinales; Debaryomycetaceae
Source: the annotation of a GenBank genome assembly